Candidozyma duobushaemuli is the source of this 1698-nucleotide messenger RNA. It is a transcript of the gene WOR1, whose product is annotated as transcription factor WOR1. Gene Ontology annotation, molecular function: DNA binding. The transcript is spliced from 4 exons. The coding region runs from base 1 to 1698 and encodes 565 amino acids. The record is from RefSeq and is a predicted model, not a curated record. Lineage: Eukaryota; Fungi; Ascomycota; Pichiomycetes; Serinales; Metschnikowiaceae.
AUGUCCAUCCCGCCUUCGCUACGCCCAAUCCGCUGGGACCCUGGCGCUAUUUUACCGCUGCCAGCCUCUCCCAGGGACGAUCGCGCCUGGUUCGCUGCGUUGCCGCCGCUGACCGCCUGUGUGCUGAAAAUCAAUGGAUUCAACGGGUCCCUGCCUGUGGGCUGCCCCUCCGACAAAUACACCAUAGGCAAUUUCCAAGUGUCUCGGGUCCAGCCUGCUGGUACAGCAGAGGUGCGUCAGCUUGCUGCUGCUGCUCAGCCGCCGCACGCCUUCUUUUUCUCUUAUCCGAGCGAUUUGUCGCUCAGCGCAUACUCCAUGCUGGGAGAAGGCAUCACUCAGACUUCCAGAGACUCCUUACUUAGAGUUGUCAGAGACUCCUUCGUUAGAGUUAUCAGAGACUCAAAGCUUCCUUAUAGUUAUCAGAGACUCAAAACUUCCUUAGAAAAGACUUCAGAUACUCCUAGUUACCAGAACUCAAACUUCCUUAGAGUGACUACCAGAGCCCAGCGCCUAGACUCCUUCCCCAUGAUGACCCUCGUGCCAACCUACACGGGCUACAUCGGGUCCACCCGAGACGCCGUUCUUGUCAUCCAGGGCGUGCUUUCCAAAGAGUUCGCCUGUGUCCACCGCAGACCCCACAGCAGAGAAAGAGCAGACCUCAUUCGCCUGGGCAACGUCUUUGUAUUUAUCGAGGAGCAGCUGGGCAUCAAGCGCUGGACAGACGGCAUUGCCUGGAGCCCCUCCCGGAUCUUGGGCCGUUUUCUCGUGUACCGUGAAUUGGACAAGCUGCUUCACGACGACCGCAGAAAGAGAAAACGCAACCUGGAGCCGUCCAUGCUGCAGCGUUCGCUGGCGUCCGAGCUGGACAGAGCUCCGUCGGUACAGCAUUUUCAGCAGUUCCAGCAGCCGUUUGUCACGCUGCCGUUGCAGCACAAGGACCCCCACAUGACGGUGACCCGGCUGGACCACGGCCUCAUCAAAAAGACCUUGAGCGUUUCCACCGUGGUCAAGGAAAACGACAAGGAGCAGAGGCAAACCGUGCAUCUCAUCUCGUACUACCUGGCGUACGACGUGCUUCUGGGCCGUUUGGUCCGUCCGUCCCAGAGCAAUCUCCAGUACAUGCCUGUGAAUCCGGAUCUCUGGGCCGCCAUCCAGAAAUCGACCUUGGGCGGGAAAAUCCCCAUUGAAGACGAGGCCCAUUAUUUCUUGGACGCCAACUACCAGCUCCAGAACAUGCUGGUGCUUUCCCAGCCCGACCGCAAAGUGUCGCCAGCCACAGACCCGAAACACUACUUCCAGCCGUACGCCCAGCCCGUCAACUACCUGCCUUUUCCCAAAGUGCCGCUUCCCAGCCCGUACUCCGAUGCUCCAGCCCGCCAUGUCAAGGAGGAGGAGCAAAUCGAACACAAGAUUCCUCCCCAUCCGGUUCCUCCGAUCCACAUGCCCCAGCCGGACCCGGUGCCUGAACAAAUGUACUACGGCGCUUAUUCCCACCAGAUGCCGCUUCAGUACUACAACGGGCCGGGUCUUUUGAACCCCACCGCUGGAGAACAGUACCAGAUGGCCAAUCCGCCUGGAACCCAGCCUUUGCCGCCGUACCAGCAGUUCUACAACCAGGGCUACCAGUAUGCGGCUCCCGAGCGGGUUCCAGCGAGGGAGGGCUACCAGGAGGACUACAUGUGGAAGGAGACGUUGUAG